Molecule: messenger RNA, 1926 nt
Organism: Zeugodacus cucurbitae (melon fly)
Lineage: Eukaryota; Metazoa; Arthropoda; Insecta; Diptera; Tephritidae
Product: pancreatic lipase-related protein 2
Exons: 4
Coding region: 810-1823 (337 amino acids)
Molecular function (GO): lipase activity
Source: RefSeq, a predicted model, not a curated record
GAGACCUGUAAGCAUGUGAUAAUGAAAGCGAAAGGGUCAUUAAAUGUGUGAGUAAUCAGGAAACAGGUUUCUGUUUUUUAAUUAUUUAUUGUAAUUAGCGAAAGUGUUGCAACCUUUCGCUUAAAUCGUAAUUGAAUACAGUUAUUAUUAUUGAUUAUUGUAGAUUUGAGGAACAAAUCACCUGGUUUAAUUUAUAGGAAUAUAUGCAUAUGUAACUACACAAGUAUAGGAGUAAUUCGCGAUUAUAAAUAUAAAUUUGUGUUUAAAUUAUAUUAUUAUGUACAUGUAUACGGUGGUGUAUGGUAAGUGUUGGCGAAAAUAUGCGAAAGCAAAUGCAAAUAAUUUGCUGUUGCGAAUAUGGUAUAAACAGCAAACACUGAAUUACUUAUUGACAAACAUACCUAUCUGUGCUUGUUUUGCUUCAUAUUUUCAAUUUUGUUUUUCAUUGUAUAUUUCCGCUUUGUUACUUAAACAAUUAGCAUCAUCUGAAAUGCUCACUGAAUAUGAAUUAGACGCACUUGAGCUCAGUGUCGCAAAUGUCAGCCAAUUUAAGCUGAUGGAAGUGGAUUAGGGGCUUUUAGCAGGGGAUUUACAUUUUUCUCAGAAACCAUCAAGGCAUUAUGUAUGAACGUACUAUGUGGUUUUGUAUAAAUACAUAAAUAUAUGUAUUGUGAGAAAUUAUAAUAAUCAGUCAGUCUGGGUAGACCUUUAUUAGUAGCCACUGCAUGUGUCUGUUCAAUAAACUUUUGCCAUAAAUAAUAAAAUGGUUGGCUGGAUUUCCAAGACAUUUAUUGUUUUCUUUCUCCAACAUGCGCUUAGGCGACGAGGUACACUUCGAGUUGCAACUGGGAGAUAUGCGCGGUUUCCAUCGCUUGGACCCACGCCGCAAGCUGGCGCUAUUCCUGCAUGGUUGGAACGACGAAGGCAGCAAGGAAUGGGUGCAGGAAAUGUUAAAAACUUGGACCCACUUCGAUCCCAAUUAUAGCGUGUGUGUUGUUGAUUGGGGUCAUUUGUCACAGGUAGACUACAAGACUGCGUCUAUGUCGACAUUUGAAGUCGGUCUCACAGUGGCUGGCAUCAUUAUGUCUAUGGAAAAUUUGCGACCAGAAUAUUUCUCCCGACGCAAUGUCACAUUGGCUGGCUACAGUUUGGGUGCACAUGCCGCUGGAUAUGCGGGCGCCAUGUUGAACGGCGAACUGGAGCAGAUCAUUGGACUUGAUCCGGCAGGACCGCUCUUUACAUUGCCCGCUGUUGUCUCACCAGAUUUUCGUUUGGACCCCACCGACGCACAAUACGUGCAAGUGUUGCAUACAUCGGCGGGUACUUUGGGAGCUGGUUUAAAAAUGGGACAUGCAGAUUUUUAUCCGAAUGGUGGAAAGGCGCCGCAACGCCAUUGCCAAGUAAUGGUUACGGAUGUGCGAAAUAAUGCGGUAGCGUGCAGCCACAGCUCAUCGGCUGUGUUUUUCAAGCAAUCCAUGAAUCCGGCGUUUCCGUUCGUGGGCAACCAUUGCAGCAGCUAUGAUAAUUUCGUGCGCGGUCUGUGUGCGCAGGGUCAACGCGGACGUUUCGGCAUACAUUCACAACGCCGCAGCCGUGGCAAUUUUUACUUCGUCACCGAACCGCAGCCGCCAUACGUGAAGCGAAGACUGUGGCCACGGCGCCGUCAUCACCAUCAGCAGCAGCAACAGUGGUGGCGCCGACGUAACGCGGGCACUUCGACGGCUUUGGGCAGGAGCGCUUUAAGGCAGUCGGAUGUCAGGGCAAUACAACCGUGGCAGUGCAAAUGGCGACGACGACGGCGGCGGCGGCGUGUGUGCUACUGAUGACAUUGUUGCUUGUACGUUGGCGCUUCGUGGCAAUUGAAGGAUAACUGAUGGUAUUUUCAUUGAAAUAAAUGCAUUGUUGCCGAAAGAAUAGCAAAGUUAA